UUUUGACGUCGAAUGUUUGAAUCGAAAAUAUUUACUUUAUCGAUUUUUCUUUUUCGUUUGUGUAAAUCAGUGUAGAUUGUGCAAUUUAAAAUCAGGAUUAAAUAAUUAUGUCUGCGCCUGAAACCAAAGAGGACAUAAUACAGUAUGUUCCAUUCACGUCGUUUGUUCACCCGUCCUUCUGGCACAGUUUAACAGAUUUGAAACUGAAUGUGGACAAAUUGAAUGAGACAACAAAGCAAAUUUACGGUCGAUUUUCCUAUCGAAAUGAUAUUGGCGCCGUGUUUGAGGUCGAUGGUACCUCUUUUAAUAAAGAACCAGAAGCAGAACUGCAGUACAUAAGCAUAAUGGGUACACUUAUGAACAAAAACACAAUAGAUGACUUCAAAUCAAUUGACAAAGCCAUGCUGCUCAACAGUGUGGGUGAAAUGAUAUGGGCUAAUAUAAAGAGAAGGAACUGGAUAAAUAACCCAAGCAGUCUGCUGAAUUUCUUCAUACUGUCUUUUGCUGAUCUAAAAAAAUUCCAUUACUACUACUGGUUUGCGUUUCCCUCGCCAAGUCAACCCACAGUCUGUUUAAAAGAGAGAAGCAAAAGCAUCAGCACACAAUUUAAUGAAAAACAGUUAGCAGAAUUAUCAAAAAGCUACCAACUAUUAGACCAAAACCAGAAAACCUUCUUUGUGAUUGAUAAACGAAAUGAUGUUAUCAGAGUAGAAACUUUAUCAACAGUUUUUGAUAAAACUGAUAAGUCAAACAUUGAUUUAUCAAAUAAGUAUUUAGCAUUUACGGAUCCUAGUGACAAUGAAAACCCUGGCUGGCCCUUGCGGUUGUUUUUAGCAGCUCUUUUGGAAUACAGGUCAACUUUGUGUGGAACUGAGCUAAAAGUUAUUGGUAUAAGAUGCAGCAAAGAUGGAGGCGUUGACUGUAGUCAUAUUUUUAAUAUAACAGUACCUGAGAAUGUCCAAUCUUCAGAAAAUGUAGGUUGGGUCGGUUGGGAAAGAAAUGAUAGAGGGAACUUUGGGCCUAAACUAGCGAAUAUGUCUGCCUCAAUGGAUCCAAUUAAAUUAGCAGAUACGUCAUCCGAUCUCAACAUAAAGUUGAUGCAGUGGCGUCUAGUCCCCGAUCUCAAUAUGCAAGUUAUGAAAGAUACCAAAUGCCUUUUACUAGGAGCUGGCACUUUAGGAUGUCAUGUAGCGAGAGAUCUUUUGGCAUGGGGGUUCCGUCACAUAACCUUCGUGGAUAACGGCAAGGUUUCAUAUUCCAACCCGACGCGACAAGUCUUGUUCAAUUUCCAAGACUGUCUCAACGGCGGCAAACGCAAGGCGGAAGCGGCAGCCGAAAACUUGAAACUUAUUCUUCCUACUGUGCAAUCAGAAGGCCUAGACCUCCACAUUCCAAUGCCCGGGCACCCGGUAGGCGAGUCUCUGAAAGAGGAAACGAUCAAUAACAUCCACCAACUGACUGAAGCCAUAGCCAGCCACGACGUCAUAUUCCUUCUCUUAGACACGAGAGAGGCGAGGUGGUUACCCACUCUAAUUGCAGCACAUUAUGGAAAGAUAGUAAUAAAUGCUGCGCUAGGCUUCGACAGCUACCUGGUGAUGCGGCACGGAGUACGCUGUGCCAACCCUGAGAAUACCACCAUACACAGCACAUACGUGCCGGGAGACCAACUCGGCUGUUACUUCUGCAAUGACGUCACUGCCCCCGGGAACUCCCAAAAAGAUCGUACAUUGGACCAGCAGUGCACGGUGACGCGGCCCGGCGUGGCGGCCAUAGCUGGCGCGCUGGCGGUGGAAAUACUCGUGGCGUUGUUACAGCACACACUUAGGGUACAAGCUCCAGCCCUAUAUUACAUAUCGGAGGAAGAAAUUGACCCCCAAUUCCAAGGCAUCCUUGGCCCGAUACCGCAUUCCAUACGCGGCUUCCUACAUUCCUACCAAACAGUGGUGCCAACAUGCACGAAGUUCAAACAAUGUAUAGCCUGUUCCGAUGUCGUCAUAGACAAGUAUAGAGCGGAAGGCAUAGAGUUCUUACUGAAUGUCUUCAAUAGUGGCACCUAUUUGGAAGAAAUAACUGGGUUGUCUGAACUGCAACUGACCGCGGAAAUGACUGAUAUUCUCACGUUUUCCGAUGAAGAUCAAGAAAGUACUUAAUAAAAAAAUAUAUAUUCUAUCAAUGUAAACAAAUUUUUCGUACACAAAAUUUAAUCUACAAAAAAACAAGACAUCCUUUUCCUCUAAGAGCGUUGUAAAAAGGAUAGCCUCACUAUAAUGGCCUGCGCAGACUAGAAACUAUUGUCCGCGGGGUACAAAAAUGGGUCACUAAGGCCGGGCUGCAUUACAGCGGCGCUGCACUAAGCCCCAAAAUAUUAUUUCAAUCAUUUCGUAUGGCGCAUGUCGCACUAAAGCUGCACUGCAAAGCGCGUCGUGACAUACAGACCGCUCACUAUAAUUUGUAACAGUCAUGUUGGCAUCAUUGCUUUGUUAGCUUUAUUCCUUGAAACUUAGGUUGAAAUCUAUAGAUUGCAACUUUGAUUUUGCUAAGACUUAAGUUACAGUUAAAAUGAGACAGAUUUAUGCCAGCGGCAUAACGCUGUCUCGUUUUAACAGUGUCUUAAGUAUGAGCAAAGUCAAAAUGCGCUUUAUAAAAUCUCACCCUUAGUGUUGAUUAUUGUGUGGCCUGCAAUGUUGCCAACAUAACGUCAUGGGACAAGAAGAAGACGGUCUGUAGAGAAUAUUCUGACGCAAAGCAGCAGGCCGCGCAGUGUCACUGCUAUGAUGCGGUCCUGGAUGAUGUCCUCCGCUGACAAGUCCCUUGUCUGCGCAAGCCUUAAGUAAUCAAAUCGAUUGUUCAAGUGUUUUGUGUACUACAAAGUUGGUGUCAAUGCAUUUGCUAAGAUUCCUAUAUCUCAAUGACGCUUAGCAAAAAAAAUCUCAGCACAAUCUCAUUGUUGUGAUAUACUUAUUUGUAAAUGUUUGGUUUGUGCUUUAAUCAUAAACAUGAUAUAGAAUUGGAGUGUUCUUGCAUUGCAUUGUCAUUUAAAUAAUAAAAAUAGGAAAGCAUUUAAUAGUGUUAUAAAAUUAUAAUCUAUUUUAUUGUAUUGUCUAUUUUAUUUAUAAUAAUAUUAUGUAAGAAUAAUUUAUUGAAUAUAAAAGUUCCAAUAAAAAUGUAUUGCAUA
Maniola jurtina (meadow brown) is the source of this 3175-nucleotide messenger RNA. It is a transcript of the gene Atg7, whose product is annotated as ubiquitin-like modifier-activating enzyme ATG7. The record is from RefSeq and is a predicted model, not a curated record. Gene Ontology annotation, cellular component: phagophore assembly site; cytoplasm. Bases 108 to 2150 code for a protein of 680 amino acids. The transcript has 11 exons. Gene Ontology annotation, molecular function: Atg8 activating enzyme activity; Atg12 activating enzyme activity. Gene Ontology annotation, biological process: piecemeal microautophagy of the nucleus; cellular response to nitrogen starvation; C-terminal protein lipidation. NCBI's taxonomy places the organism in Eukaryota, Metazoa, Arthropoda, Insecta, Lepidoptera, Nymphalidae.